AAUAAAUAUACAAAUUAUGUUAUUACCAAUUUUUAUUAUUAUGGAAAAGCCCGCACUAAUAAAAAUUUAAAAAAUUUAUCUCUUCAUCGAUUAUUGAGUUAUCCUAAAAAGUUGUUUUACACUUUCUACAUACUAGCUGUAUUCUGGUUUGCCUAUUUAUUUUACUUCUUAAUUGCAGUUUAUAUGCUAAAUAAACAUCCCCCAUACAUAAUGUCUAUAUUGAGAUAUAGUUGUGUCGAGUUUAACAAAAGAUCAACAAAUAUAGAUGAAUUAAUUACGCGUAUCUAUUUAGUAUGCUUUUUAAUGAUGUGCCACACUUCCCGCCGACUCUACGAAUGCAUAUUCAUUAGCAUUUAUUCCUCGGACGCUAAAACUUCUAAAAUAAGUAUUUCCCAUUUAAUCUUAGGUUAUACGUACUAUAUCAUGCUGGGCUUGUCUCUGAUAUCCGCAGCACCACAGAUAGAUAGGUGGAAAAAACCAAUUUUUCGGAUGAAUUUCAAUCAUUUGAUGGGAUUUAACAUACUAUUCGGCGUUGGUCUAUUCGUGUUAGCCAACAUUUCUCAAUUCAAGUGUCACACUAUAUUGGCUAAUUUAAGAAAAGAUAAUAAAGAUAAAAUAAUUAAUCGGAACUCAUAUUUUAUACCACGCGGCUUCUUAUUCGAAUACGUUACUUGCCCUCAUUACUUUUGCGAAAUUCUGAUAUACAUCUCAACUUGUCUAAUUUUGGUAGGAAAUUAUGGUUACGAAAAUUAUUCGACUUUCCUGACCUGGUAUUUAGCUAGCUUUUUCGUUGUAACCAAUCAAAUUUGUGCAGCAAUUAUGCAACAUGAUUGGUCGAUCAAAAAAUUUGGCGCGGCUUAUCCAACCAAUCGUAAAGCAAUAAUUCCCUUCGUCAUUUGAUUGAGAAAUAAUAAACUUUAAUAAAAUUUUUUUGCUAUUGUAUAUUUAUUAUUGUUAUAUUUUUUAUAAUUAUAAUAAUUAAGGUUAGGGCUGCACCGAUAUUAGAUCGGUGUCAAUAUUUAAAUUUUGAACAUAUGAAAUCAGUCGAUAUUUUCAUAAAACUGAUCCGAUUUUUAAAUAAUAGAAUCGGUCGAUAUUUUUAUAAAAUCGAUCCUUUUUAAAUAGGUUUCUCUUAAACAUUAAUUUAUAUUGUAACUUCGGUUUUCAUAGUGUUUUAAUAAUAUAUUAUAAAUAUCGUACGCUGGUAAACGGUGUUCUUUUUAAUAUUUUAGAAGAACCUUGAAUCGAGCCUAUUUUUCAGGUCUAUUCCGAAUUCCAUACAAGUUGCAAAAGAUUUAUUUACAAAAGAUUUGUUUUAAAAAAAUUUGUCAUUUUUAGGUAAGAGUUGGUCAAAAAAAAUUGGCUUCUUUAGAAAAAUGCAUAGAUUUUUGUUCUCAAACUCUGCUAUAGAAUGAUAGUAUACUAAUACUUUCCAAGUUUUAAUAAAUUUUCUAUUUUUACCUUAAAUAUUGUCAAAUAAUUUCAAAUAUAAACAUCUUUUGUCCAUUAUUUGGGGAUUUUAAUAAAGACCUUUUUCAAAAUGUAAAAAUUAUUUAUCAAUGCAAAUAUCGGAUCGGUCUUAUGUCAAUUUAAGUUCUCAUCGGCAUCGUUGAAAAAAAAAUAGUUGAUCAAUGCAACCCUAAUUAAUAAUAUAUUGUCAUAAUAUUUUAAUUUUUACUUUAUUUACAUUUACCUUUUAUUGUAAGAAAAAAAUGUGAUUUUAUUAGUUCUAGUGAUUAUAAUCGUGGAUUUUUAGUAAUUUUUAUUUGUGAAUAAUAUAGAUAUGAUAAUUAUUAUUCUGAUAUAUAUCAGUAACGAAGCGUCAAGUUUACUUUAAACCAUGUCUGCCCUUGACAGUAACCUGUAAGGUAGAAUUCAGGCAAUUAUGAGGUUGGACCAUGUCGCAAUCUAGUCUAUGACCUAGUGUAACUCUUAGUUGUUCAUUAGUUAAGAGAUUCCCUAAGUUUUUACUACAAAUUUCAAACCACUCCCACUAAUUUAUCAUUAUUUUGAAAGUGUUGGAUGUCUUAAAGGGAAAAGAGGUGGAUAAAAUAUAGGAUUUUGGAAUUAAGGGUA
This is a messenger RNA of Gordionus sp. m RMFG-2023, 2076 nucleotides long. RefSeq names its product polyprenol reductase-like. The coding region runs from base 184 to 900 and encodes 238 amino acids. Gene Ontology annotation, biological process: dolichol-linked oligosaccharide biosynthetic process; polyprenol catabolic process. The record is from RefSeq and is a predicted model, not a curated record. Gene Ontology annotation, cellular component: endoplasmic reticulum. Lineage: Eukaryota; Metazoa; Nematomorpha; Gordioida; Chordodea; Parachordodidae. Gene Ontology annotation, molecular function: 3-oxo-5-alpha-steroid 4-dehydrogenase activity. The transcript has 5 exons.